Messenger RNA from Antechinus flavipes (yellow-footed antechinus), 2879 nucleotides. RefSeq names its product proline rich membrane anchor 1 (gene PRIMA1). Lineage: Eukaryota; Metazoa; Chordata; Mammalia; Dasyuromorphia; Dasyuridae. The transcript is spliced from 5 exons. The record is from RefSeq and is a predicted model, not a curated record. Bases 291 to 767 code for a protein of 158 amino acids.
CCCGCCCCGUGGCUCUUCGCCACCGAAGCAAUUUCUCUCGCUUGUGCUUUCAGUGUCCCUGGAGGGGGUUUGUGUGAUGGACAGCUGCGGGUGCUGACACCCUUGGCGACCCGAGCGCCAGGCAAAGCAUUGCGCCGAGACUUUAAAGGGAGGGCGGCUGGGACCACGCGCGCGCGGGGGCAGAGCAGCCCGAAUCGGAGCCAGCCUGAGCCCAGCGGGGUAGGGCUUUGGGAGAAGGAACUGCCUCUCUGGGGAAUCUUUGAGUUGGGCUCUGGGCGGCCGGAGCAGGGAUGAUGAUCUGGGACUGGAUGCUUCGACCUCGCUGCUGCUGGCCCUCGCUGCUGCUGCACUGUGCUCUGCACCCGCUCUGGGGUUUCAUUCAGAUUACUCACGGUGAACUCCAGAAGUCAUGUUCUAAGACCAUCACAGAAAAAGGUACUGAGAGCUGCCAGGAGAUUUGUCAGUGUAGACGGCCUCCUCCACUACCACCUCCUCCACCACCUCCUCCACCUCCUAGGCUGCUCUCCCUCACACCUCCUAACUCUACCUCGUGUCCUGCUGAAGAACCCUGGUGGUCAGGCUUGGUCAUUAUCAUUGCAGUAUGCUGUGCCACACUCGUGUUUCUGGUUGUCAUUGUCAUCAUUUGUUACAAAGCCAUAAAGAGGAAACCACUAAGAAAAGAAGAGAAUGGAACAAGUGGAACCGAAUAUGCAAUGACCUCCUCUCAAAACAACAAAACAGUGGAUGUAAAUAAUGCGGUUGUGUAAUCCUUGCUGACUCCCAGACAGCCUGACUGGAGUGAGAUCUCCUCAAAGCACAUAGGGAUACAGGAAAAAGGGAGGGAGCAAAGACACGGCAGGUGACUGCUUGGUGGGCCCAGGAUUUAAUUUCCCAAUUCUUGCACACCUCAAGCAUUCAAAGAGAGCAACCUGACUGCUUUUCAAGACUUUGCUGAAGGUCUAAUGAAAAGGAAUUUGCCUGCCAGCCAGAGGCAGCUCAGAGAGGAGAAUAUAUAGAGUUAGAAAAGGACCCUAGAGAUCACACCUCAUUUUACUGAGGAGGAAAUUGAAGGCAAGGGAGUUAAGUGAUUCACCCAAAGUCACACAUCUUAGAAGGAGGGGCAGUGUUGGAAUUGCAACCCAGAUUCUCUUGCUCCUGAUACAGUGCUCUUCCUCCUAUGCCCAGAAUGAGGUAUGAUGACCACAUGCAAUGUCUGUCGAGGGGGCAAACAUCAGCAUGCCUCGAGCUUCUCUCUUGUCAGACUUGCUGUUCUCAUUUUUGUUUGAUCUUCAGUUAACAAGAGCUGCUGACAAAAGAGGACUUGCUGGCAUUGGGAAUUUAGAAUGGGCAUUCUAUCCUACUUGCUGGUUACAUUCCUCUGGCAAGGCAAUAGCACCCUCCACUUUUUUAUCCUUUAGAGGGAAGGCAUCCAUGAGUGUAUACUAUCUGCCCCCAACCUGCAUGCCCUCACAAGCAAGGCUGGGAAAUCUUAUCAGCAGUCUGGUGACUAUGCAAUUUCCAGUGACCCAAGGUCCUUCGAUCGCGACAGGCCUCCUUCAAGUGUUGGUAUGACUGUGAGAAUUUUCAUUUUUUAAAAAGGUGCUUUCAAUACAUUCCUCCUCAAGAGCCUCCAUGCUUUACUUUGGGUUUCUGUCUUACCUUCUUUUUUCUUCACCCCAGCACAAUAAUUGAGUUCCUUGUUCUUCCGCAGCUCUCUAAGUUUGUACUCUAAGGACCCACUGCACACUAGCUCUUCAUGAAACUGCCUGAUGAAGGAGAAAAAAAGAACAAGAAACUUGUUUACAUUAGUAUGGAUAAACAGCUGUGUUCAUGGUCUCAGAUAUGGAAAGGAUGAGCCAGACCAGAAACCAAAGUUCUCUUUCUAUCCUUUGGAUGAGCUGUUGAAUAGGGGAAGGUCCCUUUCCCCACUUAGUUGUUUUGGUUUUGGUUUUUAAUUUCUUUGCAUAUUUUCUCAACUCAUUAAGAGCUUAAUAGACCUAGCUUGUAGUUAGUGUUGUUUGUAGAAAGACAGGCAAAUGAUUGUGAGCUCAGUUCUCUGACUGGCUAUGAUGGAGGCUGCCUAUUGUGCCCAAUUCUGCAUGGGAACUUUUGGUCAUAUUUAUGGGUGGUAUGACUGAUGCUUUCCCUAGAGCCAAGAUGCCACUAGGACUGCAAAUACCAAGGUACUAAGUUGUUCCCUCACUAUAAAACAACUAGAUCUGUUCCCCAGAAGAACUGGAAGUCUUCAUUUGGAAAUUGGCUAACCAUUUGGGGAUGUUAUAGGGAAAAUUUAUGAUUUAGCUACCAGUUGAAGUAGAUGACCUUUGCAUAUCCUAACUCCAGAACUUCAUGAUUAUGAGAUAACCUUGUUUUGGCUCCCUAGAUAUUUCUCUUUCUAUCACUGAUAGAAAGUUCUGAGAGUCGAUUUGCAAUGUGGAGGGAGGGAAAAGUGGUCCCACAUGCUGAUUUCCACUACCACUGUGAAGAUUCAAUAAUAUUCAACAAUUGUGUCUCAAGUCAACCAUAGCAACCCCAUUACUGAAAAUAAUUGCCAAUGGAAUUAAUACAUAUUAGUAUACACUCUACUUUGCAUCAUAUAAUGUAUCUAUUUAAAUUUACUAUCCAUUAGAUUGUAAGCUCUUGAGGGCAGGAGACUUUCACAUGAAACUGAGUGUCAAAAAAUCAUUCAUGCAUUGAACAUUUAUUUAUCAGUCCCAUGUGGUAGUUGUUUUAUCUUUGAAUAUCUUUCAGAAUCCACCACAAUACCUUUUAUAGAGCAAAGUGUCUACUAAUACAGAGCCAAUCAUCUUAUUGUAUAUUCAAGGUAAUCAUCACUGGGUUGAAAUUUAGCACCCAAAUUAAAGGUAAUUCCAACUUUU